ACUCCGGUUCACUCGACUGAAGCAACAUGUCAGCGCCCUGGACACAUGUGUAAACAAACAUGGAGAGGAAAAUAACCUUGCACGAGGGUUAACCUAAGCGCAACGUACUAAAAUUAUCCACUUGUGUUGAGAAAGAGGGUUUCGGCAAUGACCUCGCGGCUCUGCGAGACGUUUCUACGCGGAUCUCUGCGAUUUUCAACGAUCCGCAAACUGUCAGCUGCCACAGAGCACACGCCACUAUAUCUGCGUGUGUCAGGUUGCUCAGUUUUUGGUCCACAGACGGCGAGAAAAUGUCUCUUUCACUGUACUCCGGCAAGUUUGGUGUCUUCGGGUGCUUUUUUGGAUAGAUUGCAGAAGGGGAGAGCUGUUGUGUCCGAUGAGGGUCUCUGUCAUCACCCUGUCUCUGUUCCAUCAGACAGCAGUCAUCAAUUUUCCUUAUUGCUAAAGGAUCCUGAUCAACCUGAAAAUGCCAAAUCCCUUAAAGUGGUAAUAGUAGGUGCACCAAAUGCAGGGAAGUCCACACUGACCAAUCAGCUGCUGGGUCGAAAGUUGUUUGCUGUUUCUGAGAAAGUGCACACAACAAGAUCACGUGCUGUUGGUGUCCUGACAGAAGAUGAGACACAAAUCGUACUGUUGGAUACCCCUGGUCUCACCACACCAAUAAAGGCUAAAAAACAUCACCUGGAGGAAUCGCUGCUGGUGGAUCCCUUUGCGUCAAUAAAGGAAGCUGAUCUAGUGGUGGUGCUGGUCGACGUGUCUGAUAAAUGGACACGCAGUAAGUUGGACUAUGAAGUGCUGAAGUGUCUGGCCCUGAAUUCAGAUGUCCCUGCCAUCCUUGUCCUCAAUAAGGUAGAUCUACUGAAGAACAAAACACUUCUGCUAGACAUCACGGCACAGCUGACAGAAGGGGUUGUGAGUGGAAAGAAGAUCAGGAUCCGUGGCGCAGAGAAACCAUGUGAGAAAUUAGCAGCCAAACCCCACAGCAGACACACAGAACCACAUUCUGAGAGCAUGAAAGACGGGGCGUCCCAAGAGGGUCAGGAAAAAAACAGGCUGAGCCAAGAGGAACUGAAGGCCCUGAAGAGCCGCAGGGGGUGGCCCCUUUUUAAGGAUGUGUUCAUGUUAAGUUCUAUUGACAGAGAAGAUGUGGAAACAUUAAAGAGGUACCUGUUUGAAGGUGCAAAGCCUGGCCAGUGGCAGUACCACAGUGAAGUGCUGACUGAUCAGGGUCCUGAGGAUGUGUGCAUCAACACUAUCAGAGAGAAACUUCUGCAGUAUCUUCCUAAGGAGGUGCCGUACAGUAUGACACAGCAAAUUGAGAUCUGGAAGGAGUCCGAGGAUGGGGUACUUGACAUUUCCAUCAAACUAUAUGUAAAGAAAGACACUCAUAUGAAAAUGGUUAUUGGUUCUGGAGGUAAUUUGAUAACCAGAAUAACCCAGGAAGCUGAAAAUGACCUGAUGAAGAUUUUCUUGCGUGAAGUGCGUUUAAAAAUCUCUGCAAAGUUGAGGAAGUAACAUAGACUGAUGUUGAAGGUCAGAGCCUGACGUAUGCAGAGGGAUACGGAAACCUGAAAAGACUUUCUUAAGAGUGAAGAAAUGGACAUGAAUUCAAAAUUGGCUGUAUUUUUGGUUAUACAGUCAGGUUGAUCUCAACAGAGCCUGCGUAUUCCUGUAAACUGAAAUGUAAGUAUAUUAAAGGCACAUUACAAGG
Molecule: messenger RNA, 1711 nt
Organism: Labeo rohita (rohu)
Lineage: Eukaryota; Metazoa; Chordata; Actinopteri; Cypriniformes; Cyprinidae
Gene: eral1
Product: Era-like 12S mitochondrial rRNA chaperone 1
Exons: 11
Coding region: 148-1515 (455 amino acids)
Biological process (GO): ribosomal small subunit assembly
Cellular component (GO): mitochondrial matrix
Molecular function (GO): ribosomal small subunit binding; rRNA binding; GTP binding
Source: RefSeq, a predicted model, not a curated record